Hibiscus syriacus is the source of this 3448-nucleotide messenger RNA. RefSeq names its product U-box domain-containing protein 44-like. Gene Ontology annotation, molecular function: ubiquitin-protein transferase activity; protein binding. The transcript is spliced from 5 exons. Bases 332 to 3349 code for a protein of 1005 amino acids. The record is from RefSeq and is a predicted model, not a curated record. Gene Ontology annotation, biological process: protein ubiquitination. Lineage: Eukaryota; Viridiplantae; Streptophyta; Magnoliopsida; Malvales; Malvaceae.
UAUAUAUAUAUAUAUUAGGUGGGGGAACUCUCAUGUCAAGUGGCUGAAAUCUCCUCACAGAGUCCAAGUGACCCGAUCGCCACUUUUCUUUGGAAGAGCUCUCUUUUCAAGCCCUUCAUAGCUGUGGGCUUGUGGAUUUUUAAGGUUCUUUAGCAUUAAUCCAUUUUCAGGUGCUAAUGUUUAAUAAAACUGGAAACAUUGUUUUGGAUGAAAAGGCUGCAAUCGCUGUCCCACGGCCAUGCUUUUGCCACUCUUAGUUGGUGUAAUAGUCUAUAGGAAGAUAGAGCUAUGCUUUCUGGAAUUUGUUGUGUUUGUCAUGUGAUGUGAUGUGAUGGCAAUCGACGUAGUCUCUAGUGCCUCAAUUCCGGGUUCAGAGGUUCUUUCUCAGACUGUAGAGGCCAUUCUCGAGACUGUGGUUUCUGCAAAUGACAUUCUCUUCAAGAAAGACACUUUCAAGAAACUUGCAUCAUACUUGGAGAGAAUUGUCCCAGUUCUGAAAGAGUUGAAAGAGAAAUAUAUUUAUAAUUCUGAGAGCUUGAACAAUGCUAUUCAGAUUCUCAAUCGUGAAACAAAGGCUGCGAAGCAAAUAACUCUAGAAUGCAACACCAAAAGCAAAGUAUAUCUCUUAGUGAAUAGUCGCGGGAUAGUCAGACGCCUAGAAGGUAUCAUGGGAGAGAUAAGCAGGGCACUAAGUCUCCUUCCAUUGGCAUCUUUAGAACUUUCUUCGGCUAUAGUUGUAGAAAUCGGAAAUCUUUGCGAUAGUAUGCAGAAGGCUGAGUUCAAGGCAGCUGUAGCAGAAGAAGAGGUCUUGGAAAAAAUUGAGACGGGCAUACAGGAGAGGAAAGCUGAUCGUUCUUACGCAAACAAUCUGCUGGCUCUCAUUGCCGAAGCUGUUGGAAUAACAACUGAGAGAUCGGCUUUGAAAAAGGAAUUUGAAGAUUUCAAAAGUGAGAUCGAAAAUGUCAGGCUUAGGAAGGACAAGGCUGAAGCUAUACAAAUGGAUCAGAUAAUAGCUUUGCUGGAAAGGGCAGAUGCUGCAUCUUCUCCUAAAGAGAAAGAGAUGAAGUAUUUCACAAAGCGGAAAUCUCUGGGUAGUCAGCCACUGGAGCCUCUCCGAUCAUUUUAUUGUCCGAUCACUUGCGACGUAAUGGUAGAUCCUGUGGAGACUUCUUCUGGACAGACAUUUGAGAGAAGUGCCAUAGAAAAGUGGUUUACUGAUGGGAACAACUUAUGCCCUCUGACAAUGACUCCCUUAGACACGUCAAUCCUACGCCCUAACAAAACUCUGAGGCAGUCGAUAGAGGAGUGGAAGGAUAGAAACACAAUGAUAACAAUUGCUUCAAUGAAACAGAAUCUCACAUCUGGAGAUGAGGAAGAUGUGCUUCAUUGUUUAGGACAGUUAAAGGAUCUUUGUGAACAGAAAGACAUGCACCGAGAGUGGGUUAUGUUGGAGAACUAUAUACCACUUCUUAUUCAACUUCUUGGUGGAAAAAAUCGGGACAUAAGGAACCGUGUGCUUGUCAUACUUCACAUUUUGACCAAAGAUAGUGAUGAUGCAAAGGAUAGAGUGGCAAAAGUUGAUGGUGCAAUUGAAUUUGUAGUCCGUUCCUUGGGGCGCCGCAUGGAUGAAAGGAGGUUAGCAGUGGCAUUACUUUUGGUGCUAUCAAAAUAUGAUGUCUUACGAGACAGCAUUGGGAAGGCUCAGGGUUGCAUUCUCCUUUUGGUGACAAUGGCAAGUGGUGAUGACAAUCAAGCUGCCAGAGAUGCAGAGGAAAUAUUGGAGAAUCUUUCAUUUUCUGAUCAGAACGUCAUACUGAUGGCAAGGGCAAACUAUUUUAAACACUUGCUGCAGCGUUUGUCUACUGGACCAGAAGAUGUAAAACUAAUCAUGGCAACAGCUGUGGCUGAAAUGGAGUUGACUGACCAUAAUAAAGUGGUACUGCUAGAAAGAGGUGCACUGCGUCCACUUCUUCACUCCCUCUCUCAUGGUGGCAUUCAAAUGAAAACCGUAGCUGUUAAAGCUCUUCGCAACCUCUCAAGUAUACCAAAAAAUGGUUUGCAGAUGAUCAAAGAAGGUGCAUCCCGCCCAUUACUUGAUCUCCUUCAUAUCGGCUCAUCAUCCCCAACCUUACGUGAACAGGUUGCUGCAACGGUUAUGCACCUUGCUGUAUCCACUAUGUCACAAGAAUCCAAUGAGACUCCAGUUUCAUUAUUGGAAUCCGAUGAGGAGAUUUCCAGGCUCUUCACUUUGAUUAACCUGACGGGACCAGAAGUCCAGCAAAACCUUCUCCACAUGUUCCAAGCAUUGUGCCAAUCUCCCUCUGCAGCAUAUAUCAAGACCAAGCUUACAGAGUUCUCCGCCAUCCAAGUGCUAAUCCAGUUGUGCGAGCGUGAUACUGAGAAUGUACGGAUGAAUGCCGUGAAGCUUUUCUGCUGCUUGGUGAAUGAUGGUGAUGAAGCCACUAUACUAGAGCAUGUGCAUCAGAAAUGCAUAGAGACUUUACUGAGGAUCAUCGAAUCUUCUAAAAAUGAAGAAGAGAUUGCUUCUGCUAUGGGCAUAAUAUCUAACCUUCCUGAAAAUGACCAGAUCACUCGGUGGCUUGUGAAUGCUGGUGCAAUUCCAAUAAUUUUUCAUUUUCUUCGCAGUGGCAGGCAAAAUGAUUCCAAUAGAAGUCAGUUAACGGAAAAUGUUGUUGGAGCCAUCUGCCGUUUUACCACUCCAACAAAUCUGGAAUGGCAAAAGAGAGUAGCUGAAGCCGGUGUUAUCCCCGUGUUAGUUCAAUUGUUGGAUUCUGGAACCACCUGGACCAAAAACUAUGCAGCCAAUGGUCUGUCUUGUUUUUCACGGAGUUCGCUUCAGCUAAGCCGGCCAAUACCAAAGCGGAAGGGGUUCUGGUGCUUGUCAGCUCCACCGGAGACUGGUUGCCAGGUACAUGGAGGAAUUUGUUCUGUUGAAUCAUCGUUUUGCCUUGUUGAGGCUGAUGCUGUGAGACCACUUGCAAGGGUUCUUGAAGAAACAGAUGCUGGAGUGUGUGAAGCAUCUUUAGAUGCACUGUUGACUUUAAUCGAAGGUGAACAACUGCAAAGCGGUAGUAAGGUACUAGCCCAGGAAAAUGCGAUUCCUCCUAUGAUAAAAUGUCUUAGUUCACCUUCCCUCAGACUGCAAGAAAAAGCUCUACAUGCUCUAGAAAGGAUUUUCCGGCUGCCUGAGAUCAAGCAGAAGUAUGGUCCAUCUGCUCAGAUGCCUCUAGUAGAUUUAACACAGCGAGGCAAUACUAGUAUGAAGUCUCUUUCAGCCAGAAUACUUGCUCACUUGAAUGUUCUUCAUGACCAGUCUUCUUAUUUCUAAACAUUACAAUUCAAUGGCUUUUUACUUUCUCAAAUCAGACCGAGGAAGAAGGACCGAUCAUAUUAUUCAUGUUGAUGAUUUAUUUUGCAAGCAUGUAAC